Messenger RNA from Cricetulus griseus (Chinese hamster), 818 nucleotides. The record is from RefSeq and is a predicted model, not a curated record. Lineage: Eukaryota; Metazoa; Chordata; Mammalia; Rodentia; Cricetidae.
UCUUUCCUCUGUACUUCCCCAGGCUCAGGACUGCAGGUGGCAUCUCCACUACCCAGGAAUCAUUGUGUGUGGACAGGACAGCCUCCUUGGAAAGUCGGCCAUACCAGAGUUGUGCCUCGGCAUGGGCCUUGCCAUUGAGGCAGCUCAGCUGUCUGUGCUGCCCUGAGGGUGCUGCCUGUCAUGGGGGCAGCCAUCUCCCAGGGGGCCCUCAUUGCCAUCGUCUGCAACGGCCUUGUAGGCUUCUUGCUGCUACUGCUUUGGGUCAUUCUCUGCUGGGCCUGCCACUCUCGUUCUACUGACGUCGAUUCUCUCUCGGAAUCCAGUCCCAACUCCAGCCCUGGCCCCUGUCCUGAGAAGGCACCACCCCCCCAGAAGCCUAGCCAUGAAGGCAGCUACCUGCUGCAGCCCUGAAGGCCCCUGGCCUAUCCUGGAGUCCUGGACCUAAGUAUACCAGUCAGAGUGUGGCAUUUGAUCCCAGAGCUCAGCCAUUCUGGGGUCCAAAAUUUAGAGUCCAGUCUAUUUGAAACUGGACCCAGCAGCCUAGAUUGUAGCCAGCCUGACUCAAAGAGAGGUCUGAGUAGCUCUAGAGAGCCAGGCCUGGAGUGGGGGGUUAGGAGUUGGUGCUAGGGCCAGGGCUAUCUGGACUCUGCUCCAUCCCAAGGGCCAAGGGCUGUUUACCUCCCUAAGCUUAGCGCCUCUGGGCUCUCUAGGUUGGGGAAGCAAACUAGAACCCAUGGCAAUAAUGGGAGGGUGUCCAGGCUGGGCCCCUUCUCUGGUCCUCCCACUGUUUGUUGGAUAAUAAAUGGAACUAUGGCUUA